UUUAGAGUCACUUUUAACUCACCGGAGACUUCUCGGAGAAGAGAAUCCCCAGAGAUUAAAAUGGUGAUUCCGGCGAAUUCUAGGUUUGGGUUUCGUGCUGAACUCAGCACCAAGGACUUUCAAGCUUUCUGCAUCUCUCUCGCUAAUGAAAUCGAUGCAGCUAUUGGGAAAGAUGAAGUUCCAGGGAAUGUUCAAGACCUGGCUUUAGUCCUCCUCAACAAUGUUUUCCACCGUAUGAAUGAUGAUUAUCAAACGAGGGCUGUGAUAAUGUUGCUGAUGAUCUCAGCCAAGAGUGCUUGUCAGCUUGGGUGGUUCCCGCAGAAAGAGACUCAACAACUGUUGGCUAUCAUAGACUUGCUGUCUAAUAGUUUCAGCAGUCCUGAAAAUGUCACUCCUUGUGUAGAUAGUCCUGUCACUCUAAUUUCGCAGGUCAUAGAGAGGUUCUAUCCAUGUGUGAAGCUGGGGCAUAUUCUUGUUUCUUUUGAGCCCAAGCCAGAAUCAAAGAUAUUGAUGAAGGACUUCUAUAUUUCAAAGAAGAUCCCCUAUUCUGGUAAACAGAAGGUGGGAUUAUUUGUUGUCCGCACAGAGGACAUAAGCAAGUCUAAUUGUAUUGUGCAUCCGCAAAAAGUCAGCUUUUUGUUGAAUGGAAAGGGCGUUGACAAGAGAGUUAACAUGUCAAUGGAUUCAGGGCCGCAGCUUCCAACGGAUGUUACUCCCCUACUCAACGUUGGGGCGAAUCUUCUACAAGCAAUAGGCUGUUUUGGAGGUAGUUACUUAAUUGCUAUUGCUUUGAUGGAUGUCAUACCGCUGCCCGACAAACUGUUGCUGAAAGAUUAUGUUCACCCCGAAGCCAUUGAAUCAAACUCAGAUUGUGACAUAAUUGAGGGGCCAUCAAGGAUAUCUCUCAGUUGUCCUAUCAGCCGAACGCGUAUCAAACUUCCUGUGAAGGGUCAUGUCUGUAAACAUCUUCAGUGUUUUGAUUUCUCGAAUUAUGUCAACAUGAAUGUGAGAAGACCAUCAUGGCGCUGCCCGCAUUGCAAUCAGUCUGUUUGCUACACUGAUAUCUGUGUAGAUCAAAAACUGAAAAAGAUUCUAGAAGAGGUGGGAUGUAACGCUGCUGAUGUGGUUAUCUCUGCUGAUGGAUCAUGGACGGUUGCAACAGAAAACGACGAGGACGUGGAACUUGUGCCGGAAACCACUCAUGACCAUGGAGAUCCAAAUAGUUUCAUAAACUUGGGGCCUACGGUUUUGGAUCUUCCUAGAGAUGAGAAUGAAACGGAAACAUUCAGUGGCAUUCAAGUCCAUGAACAGAAUCCUUGUAUAUAUGAGAUUCAGGGUCAGUCAGUUAACUCGCAUAAGCCUGCUACAGAUUAUACUAUGCUUAACCAGUCUUCUGCUUCAAUCAACACACUGCCACAGUUGACACAAACUUUGAAUGCCUUUGAUGGGCAACAAUUCAUGAACUUACCACAAGUAGUAAACACCCAAGAUUCAGCAGCAAGACAAGCCUUGCCCAUGACAUUCGCACCAACCUCAUCUCCACAAGAUAGAUAUGCUGCAAGCUUUGGCACAUCAAUGCCUGUUGCUCAGUCUUCUCAGUUUCAAGGCUCACAUGUUAUGCCCCUUAGAAAUUGUGUAGGAAGAACCUCUGAUUUGAUGGAGAGAUGGAACCACAUCCAUGGACGUGGCAUCAAUCAGUCUCAAUUUCCAUCCGCGCCUCUGUCUCAACAUCAUUAUACGAUGCAGAGCCAGUCCCCCCCUGCACAGGAAAGACGAAUGCCAUCUUACAAUGCACAUCCUCAAACUUUACCUGUCAACUACGGAGGGAACACUGACCUAAGACCGAUGCCAACUUCCAUUACACAUCACCAAACUGUACUUAACUACGGAGGGAAUGCCCACAGAAGACUAAUGCCAUCUUCCAAUACAUAUCUCCAAACUUUACCUGUCAGCUAUGGAGGGAACGCCCACCAAAUACCUAUAUCGUCUUCCGUUACACAUCUCCAAACUUUACCUGUCACCCACGGAGGGAUCGCCGAUCAAAGACCGAUUCCAUCUUCCAUGUCACAUCUCCAAACUUCACCUGUCAACUACGGUGGGACCCACGAGCAAAUACCCAUGCCAAGACCAAUGCCAUCUUCCAUUACACAUCGCCAAACUUCAUCUGUCAACUACGGAGGGGCCAACGGCCAAAGACAUAAUCCUGGUGGUGCAAUGGGACAGUUCUCAUCACAAGAGUUCAUAAAUUUGACUCCUGGUAACACUGCAAAUUGGCGCCCACCGAGCCGGAUGCGAGGCAGCCUAGCACCUGGUACGGGAUAUGACCAUAUGAUCAUUCGACCUACACAGCCGGUUCAAUCACAAGCGCAAAGGCUUCAUCCACCUCAGCCAACAGCUCAUAAUGUAGCUGAUGAGAUUCAAGAAUUUCUGUUGCAUCCAAGUUAUCCCGUUGGUACUAACGAAACACAAGCUGGGACCAGUUCAAUCCCCGUGGCUGAGGAUCUUGGGUUGUCAGGGUCGUUUUGGUCAAUGCCUCCCGAGACAUGGUGAUAUCAGAUGACUUAGAGAAUGUAACACGCGGUUCAUAGCAAUAGGAUGCAUCACUAACACAAUCAGUCAGUAGUCACAGUAUAUAAGCCCUUUGUUUCCUUUUUUGGUACUAACCGCUUUAGGCUUACGGUGCAUAUAAGGGGCUCUAGUUCUCGAUGUUGCGUAUUCUUGAAAUUCACUUAAUAUGACAGAUUAGGGUAUGGUUUGACCGAUCGACCGAGAAACCUAAGCUCACAUAACCAUGUUUGUUAUGUGGUCCCUAGAUCUCAACAUACAUGAGCUCUGGCCAUUCCUAUCCUAUCAUGUCCUGACUUGUUAUCACGAGUAUUAUUAUUCUCAUGAUACAUGUCCCCCUUGAUUCCCUACUACAUAAUAUAAUCAUGAGCGCUCGAGAAA
Molecule: messenger RNA, 2946 nt
Organism: Capsella rubella
Lineage: Eukaryota; Viridiplantae; Streptophyta; Magnoliopsida; Brassicales; Brassicaceae
Product: E4 SUMO-protein ligase PIAL1
Exons: 17
Coding region: 61-2550 (829 amino acids)
Biological process (GO): protein sumoylation
Molecular function (GO): SUMO ligase activity; zinc ion binding
Source: RefSeq, a predicted model, not a curated record